This is a messenger RNA of Rhododendron vialii, 895 nucleotides long. Its product is annotated as inactive protein RESTRICTED TEV MOVEMENT 1-like. The coding region runs from base 173 to 631 and encodes 152 amino acids. The record is from RefSeq and is a predicted model, not a curated record. NCBI's taxonomy places the organism in Eukaryota, Viridiplantae, Streptophyta, Magnoliopsida, Ericales, Ericaceae. Gene Ontology annotation, molecular function: carbohydrate binding. The transcript is spliced from 2 exons.
CUGGCCCACUGGUUAUGAGACUGUAUACAAAGGUUUCACAGCCUCUGAAAUUGAAUUUAGUAAUCUAGUUCCUUUUCUUCGUUUCUCCACCACAAAGAUUCGAUCGAGGGAAAAUUAACUAUCAUGAUCAAAAUUGGUCCAGCAGGGGCUACAGGCAGUGGGAAGGCUUGGGAUGAAAGGGGCCGGGAAGGAAUCGUGCAGAUUUUUUUUUUCACAUGGAGACAGGAUCCAUUCUCUCCAGUUCCAAUUUGUUAAGAAUGGAACCUUGGUCCUGUCAGACAAAUAUGGCUGCACUAGUGCCCCAAAGUUCAAUUCAGUUGAGCUUAAUUAUCCAUCAGAGCUUAUUACUGGCAUAAGUGGUUACUGUGGCAACCGCGAUGCGGUGCGAUGCCAAUUUGUGACCUCAAUCAGCUUCAUUACCAACAAGGCCACUUACGGACCAUUUGGGUACCCCGCACAAGGCGAUAAUGCAUUUGACUUUCAAAUUGGAAGACACAACAAAUUUUGCGGAUUUCAUGGCACUUCAAACGUGUAUCUGUACUCUAUUGGGCUCUACAUGAAGCCGAUGACAACUCUAUGCAAUGUAAACAUUCUUCAGGAAAAGGGGAACGUAAAAAAUGAAAAGGUUUAGCUUUGCUCCCGGACUACUAAAUAACUACCCGCUGUUGCAGCAGCUAGCAGAUUGUUGCCAUGUUGUCUUUCUAGUUUUCGCAGUACAUUUUUUUUAGUCCAAGGACAGUGUUUCCACCCUAUAUAUGUUCUCUAUGGUUCACAAUUUCUGACAGACUGCUAUGAAAACUUUGAGUAAAGGAUUGAGGCAAAAUGUUGUUUUGUAUUUUGGUGGUGUCAGGUGAGAGUGAUUACAAGUUCGAAAAGCACUAGUCAAGGCAGUUGA